This is a messenger RNA of Myxocyprinus asiaticus (Chinese sucker), 4683 nucleotides long. Its product is annotated as LIM domain only protein 7-like. Gene Ontology annotation, molecular function: protein binding. The coding region runs from base 323 to 4168 and encodes 1281 amino acids. NCBI's taxonomy places the organism in Eukaryota, Metazoa, Chordata, Actinopteri, Cypriniformes, Catostomidae. The transcript is spliced from 29 exons. The record is from RefSeq and is a predicted model, not a curated record. Gene Ontology annotation, biological process: regulation of signaling; regulation of cell adhesion.
AAACAAGUCAUCAUCACCAAACAUCUUGCACUUGACAAGCUGCUUUCCUCUUCGCCUACCUUCUCACUGCACGGGGACAUCUCUCUUCCUGCCUACGAUAACAAGAAACAAGUUCGGUGGAAGGAGAGUUAUUGGAUCUGAAUCCAGCAGCUUGCACUGCAUUCAAGGUGUGAAUUAGUUAAAGACAAGUGUGGUUGUGGUGGAACGCGCACUGGUAGUGGGAAAAAACCUUGCGCUUUCGAAUCGAGUCAUCUGGGAAGUGAGAACUUAAAAGUAGUUACUGGAAAUAAACGUAGCUGAAACAGGUGUGAGUGUUGCAGUGAUGGAGUGGCGUCAACAGUCUGCCGUCAGCUGUGAGCUCGCGUUCCAUGAGGCGCAGAGAUGGCUCGAGGAAGUGACCAGAAAUCGUUUUGGAAACAAAACCUUUCGGGAGGCCUUAGAGGAUGGGAUCCUUCUGUGCGAUCUAAUCAACACACUUAAGCCAGGAAUCAUCAAGAGAGUAAACAGGCUCACCACUCCCAUCGCAGGCUUGGAUAAUGUGAAUGUGUUUCUCAAGGCAUGUGAGAAACUAGGUCUCAACGAAGCUCAGCUCUUCCAUCCUGGAGAUCUGCAGGAUGUGUCCAGCCGCGUGACUGUCAGGCGUGAAGAGACCAGCAGGAGACUGAAAAAUGUUUUGAUCACCAUAUACUGGUUGGGGAGGAAGGCCCAGGCUGACCCUUUUUACACUGGACCACAGCUAAACCUGAAAGCAUUUGAAGGUUUGCUGGGCAUAGCAUUAUCCAAGGCUCUAGAGGAGUCUGUGCACUGUAAGUCGAGUGUAAGGGACAGUGGCUACGCAGAGGGCUGGUUCUCUGACAGGGAGGAUCUGUUCAGUCUGAAGCAGCAGGGCUACAGGAGAGAAGACUCCGUUGAGAGCCUGGACUCGGUGGAGUCACGCACACUCAGUUUUGCAUCAGACAGCACUCUCAGAGCUGGCAGUGAAGGUUGCUUUAGUGACGCAGAAGCAGAACAUUGCUUCAGGAUGGCUGAUGGCAGUAAGAGUGAUUUCCAAAACAGAGAGAGGAUGCACAUCCCGUCUGCUCUGAGAAAGAAGAGGGUGGAGCACCAGGAGGGCAGGGGUUGUACAGGUCCCCUUGUUAGAUUGCCCAUAAGACGAUCCCGUUACAUUGGGAGCAAAUCAAUGGGUGACAUUGCACUAGAGCCCAUACCACAGGAAUCUGACAACUGCUCCAACUUGGACCUACUGGGGUCACGACAUGUUCACCAGAGAUCUGUUGGGGAGCUGACCCCCAUGCAGGGGGUUCAACAGGAGCAGUUACAGGGCAUCCGAGUCAGAAUGAAGGAAAAUGAAGCCAAGUGGCACGAAGACCUGAGUAGGUGGAAGAGCCGUCGACGGAGCACAAACUCUGACCUCCACAGGAAGCGAGAGGAGAGGGAGCAAAUUGAGCUCAGUACCAGCUGGGGAGGGACCAGUGCUGUCAAGACUGCACAGCUCUUUGGGGUGCCAGAGGAGAGUGCACAUGAGACCACUGGCUGCCACAUGCUUGCCACACAGGUGCAGCCUUACACCAGAGCAACAGACCCCUCCUACACCAAGUGCAUCUCCAGUAGAUCCCUGUCCAGUCUGCAUCCUUCAGCCCCGGGAGAGAGGACCCACCUGGGCUCUCUCACCACAGAACAGGCAUUCAUACCUGUUGCUGGUUCUUCACUCUCUUCCAGCUCCAACAUGCCUGGACCCAUGAGCAAUGCUGGGUCCAGUAUGACCAGCACGGGGCAAACAGGGUGGUCCACUACCUCUGCUUCACCCCUCACAGAUGGCAUGUCUUCUGCUCUGACCAGUGGCACUAAUGCAGAGAUGCCUGACACAGCCCAAAUGAGCACCGGUGAAUUCUUCAGCCCACCAGCAGCUGCUGGACCAGAGCAAAGUUCACCCACCAGUCUGACCUUCUUGGAUCCAGAGCAGCAGGGUCCAGACUUGCACCGUCGUGGCACCCUGCUGGAGAACUUUUACGCAGGGGGAGCGCGGAUGUCUGCUACUCUUCCUAGAGGUUUCAGAAGGUCAGAAGGUUGUUCACGGCUCUCAACAGGUGUCACACCCCGGCCGUUUGGAGCCAAACCCUCCAAAGUGUCCUUAUUACCUAGAGUGUAUGCCAUGGAUGACUCUCAUACAAGUCUGAUGAGUGGGCAGAGAGACCAGUCCCUGAUCCCCUCUUUCCUCAGUGGUCAAGGAAAGCUCACAGCCUCCGCAGACAUGGGCCACUCUCAUUUAAGCAAUCAUCCAAUCCAUACUAAGAAAGAGGAGGAUAGGGAGGAGAGAAGAGAUGGAAGGUCUUCAGCACCUCCCAUUCAGUCUUUUGUCUCUAAAGUGACUGUUGCCUCUUCUCUUAAGCAAUCUCCUGUUGCCUCAGAAAUCAAGGAUGUUAAGGUGGGUCAAAGUGAAAUACGAGUCUGCUUGAAUCAGAAGCCCAAUAGUGGGAGAGACUUUGGAUUUCAGGCUCACUGGGACUCAACUGGUGCUCGUGUCAAAUCUGUCCAAGCAGGAAGCCCAGCAGAGCAGUGUGGUCUGCGGAUGGGUGAUGAGAUUGUGGCGCUGGGCGGCUGCAGGGUGGAUAAUAUGAAUUAUGAGCAGUUUAAAGGCAGUAUGGACACAGCCCAACAAAAGGGCUCUUUACUGAUGGACAUCCGACGCCACGGCCAGAAUGACUGGGGCAUUGGCCACCCUUCCCUCCCGUACAAGAGCCAUAAGACCAUCAAUUUGACCAGUGCCAAUUCAACACUUGUAGGGCGACCCGAGCACUACGUGUCUAUCAGCACAAACUCAAACUCACCAGCAGAGACCAUGGCGAAGACACGGGUCAAUGGACAGCCUGCUAAUGGAGUGCCAUCUAAAAUGGUGAAUGUAAGUUUCCGGGACAAUCCUGUUGCUUUAAGAAACAAAGACUAUGAACUUAUAGCUUUGAAAAAUCAUAGGAGGAAGUUAGAAUUUUUCAAGAAAAGAGGAGGCUCAGAGUCUGACAUCUCUGAUCUGCAGGUUCCUUCCAUCAGUGCCUCCUCCUCUCGCUGGUCAUGGGAUCAUGAAGAGGAGAGGAGGCGGCAGGAGAAAUGGCAGAUGGAGCAAGAGCUCCUCCUGCAGGAGAAGUACCGUCGUGAUCAGGAGAAGUUGGAGGAGGAGUGGAGGAGAGCUCAGCAGGAGGUUUUUGGAGAGGAACUCAGGGGUCCUGAGGAGCAGAAAACCCAUGAUGUUAUGUCAAAUGGAAAUGCAGCACCUUAUAUUCCACCUCCCUUCAACCAGUCCACUGCUCCCACUUCAGUGGCACCCAGUCAGCAUACAGAGAAGGUGGGGAUAACACAGAACAGACAGAACACUUUGCAAAUAGCAGCAGGACACCAUUCACAGAAGGCAGAAACAGAGUGUGAUUCAACAACAAAGAAUCAGUGGACAAAGUCAAAGUCAACCCCUACACUUGAAGGCCUUCACAAACAAGAUGCAAAAGGAAGCGGUAAGUUGAAGGGGCAGCUGUCGCAGGCAGAAAACGAACGUCUGCAGAUUCUGGAAGAGAUGAGGAAGAAGACACCGCUCCUCACAGACAGCAGCUGGAUCCGUCAGCGCAGUACCAGCAUCAACAAAGAGCCCAUCACAUUGGGAACAUCAAUCAGAAGAUUUGAGUCUAUGGACAACCUUCACACAAGUAACUCUUGGUCCAGGCAGUCUUACACUUCAGGUAUCGCAAGCAGACCUCACUCUGCAAUGGGCAGCACUACUGUCACUUACAGAAGUGGACGCAGCAGCCUGGGCCCUGGCUCAGCCAUCUUUUCUACUGGUCUGAAACAGAGCUCUUUUUUUGCCUCCAACUCUCCCACUCCACCAAUCACAGCUUCUACUGAGCUGUCGGUCCCAGAGUCACGACCCAACUCUCAGCAGCGUGGCAGGCUUGUCAGUGGCAGGCGGAUGUGCUCGAGGUGUGAGCAGCCACUGGGGAAGGGAGCUGCCAUGGUCAUCGACUCCCUGGAGCUCUGUUUUCACAUUGGUUGCUUCAAGUGUGUCAGCUGCAGGACUGACCUUGGGAGAGGAGCUGAGUCCGGAGCUCAGGUCAGAGUCCGACACAGACAGCUCUUCUGUAACAACUGCUACAGUAGACUCCGAGUCUGUUCCACCAUCUCCAAAUGACCAGAAUGCAUUGCAUCAAAUUGAAGAGGAGUAUACCACAGAAAGUCCCGCAGGAAUUGCAACUAUUACCACAACCUAACCACCGCAACAUGCCUUAUCCACUGCUUCACUCUCAGCUAGACUUUUGACAAUCAAUAAAUUGAGACUCCUAUAUCUGUAAUUGUUCUAAUACCGUGACUUCUCCAUAGUGAAAUGUUAGAACAUGUUAUUUUGGCCACCACAUCAUUACUGCAACCCCUGAGGUUGUUUCUGUACUGGCUAACACCCAUGUUGAGAUGUAAUAUGAAGUAGUGCAGAAGAGUUGUGCAUUCCAUGUGGCAUUAGUGGCAAGUAAUAGCAUGUCUAAUGUGUCUCAAGAUUCCUAAGAUCUGUUUUAUAUGUUCUUUUUUUUCUUAUGUAAUUCUAUUCUCAGAAAUCAUUUAAAUUUAGCACACAUGAUGUUCUCUUAUUUCUAUAAUACUGUAUAAGCUUUGCUCUCUCUCAGAUUUAUCAUAUUUAAUAAAUGUCUAGCACAC